Molecule: messenger RNA, 1428 nt
Organism: Puntigrus tetrazona (Sumatra barb)
Lineage: Eukaryota; Metazoa; Chordata; Actinopteri; Cypriniformes; Cyprinidae
Gene: ncmap
Product: non-compact myelin associated protein
Exons: 5
Coding region: 455-904 (149 amino acids)
Biological process (GO): regulation of myelination
Cellular component (GO): plasma membrane; paranode region of axon; Schmidt-Lanterman incisure
Molecular function (GO): structural constituent of myelin sheath
Source: RefSeq, a predicted model, not a curated record
UGUGGCACGCCUUGGGGGCCAGGCCAGACCUGAAAAACCAGCUAGCGCUUUCAGUCCGGAGAGCUCUAAUAUGGCACGUCGUGUCUUCCUCUCUGCCAAAGGCUGAAACCAUCCCUCGCUUUUCGACUUCUUCAGUUCAUAAUCACGCCUAAAGUGGACAUUCGGUCGUUUCACCUCUUCAGACUGGUUUCAUACAGGUUUCCGUUGUGUUUUUCUGUCUCGGCUCUGUUAGCGGCAGCGUGCGUGAGGGAAGGAGCGCGUGGACUAUGCUCACUUCAGUCGACUGAAGGAGGGGGAGUGGAGGAAUUGAUACUGUGGAGAGAGAACUCCACGACGGGGAACUGAUCAUACAGACUGACACCGCACACAAAGCUCUGGCAGGGCAGUGAAUGUUUAUUGUGUUCUGGCAUUCAGCAGCAAUGCAGAAGGAUCCUGUAAACGGACAAAUCUAAAGAUGCAAAGAGCCGCCACAGCAUCGGUGACCCAGUCCACACAGAACACCACAGUCGUCACCAAGUCUAGAGAACAAAUCCUCACGCAGAGCUCAGGAGCCAUGAUAGCUGUAAUCGUCAUUGGUAUAAUCAUCAUUCUCACAUUUUUGCUGAUAGUCCUCAAGACAUACAACAGGAGAACUCAUGCGAACAGGAUGCUGGCCGGAGGCUCCAGCAAACCUCGAAAGAAGGUGUCCUCAACUACCACAAACACAAACCUGGCCAUGAGCAACGUGGGAGCCAGCUCAGGCUCUGGAAGCUUUGUGCAGUCCAAUGCAUCCUCAGAGAACGGGUACCGCAUUCCUCGGGUCGACCUGCCAAACAUGGAUCGGAGUAAUGGGGAGCAUUUCAGCACCAACAGCGGAUCAACUAUUGUGACGAUACAUGACAUGCCUUCAGUAGAUAACACAUAGCUGACAUUGUCUGGACUCACACGUGCGAAGAUACUAGCAUACCAACAUGAACAAAGAAGUAGUGGAAGAGGCCCGGUCAUAUCUGAACACCCAACAUUAACUGAACAUUCGCUGUCUGUUUGGGAUUUUAUGGAACUUUGAUAAAAGUCCCCUUUAAAAAAAAAACCUGUAUAUGAUAUUGAAGAACCUGAGGAACACUUCAGACAAGUGUCCUCUCACUUGAAAUGAUUAGUUUUAUUUUUAGCACUGGAUUUGGUGAUGAAAUAUAGGUUAAAACAUAUUUUAUUGCCUUGAGCUGAAAACUGUUUUUCUUAAAAAUAGAAUUGGUGGGAGCCAGAAUUCAGUUAGAGAUGUUAAUGAUGUCCGUCAAUUUAACUAAUUUAACUAUAUAUCGUUAUGACAUUUGCACUCUUAAUACUGAGGUCUGUCAGAAGAUUGUUCAAACAAUAUACUCUGUAUAUAUUUUACAUUUAUGCAUUAGCCAGAUGUUGAUCCAUUAAAGUAUAGAUUUUGUUUAUACAGUC